This is a messenger RNA of Dicentrarchus labrax (European seabass), 1517 nucleotides long. It is a transcript of the gene psmb8a, whose product is annotated as proteasome 20S subunit beta 8A. The record is from RefSeq and is a predicted model, not a curated record. The transcript is spliced from 6 exons. Gene Ontology annotation, cellular component: proteasome core complex. Gene Ontology annotation, molecular function: threonine-type endopeptidase activity. The coding region runs from base 265 to 1092 and encodes 275 amino acids. Lineage: Eukaryota; Metazoa; Chordata; Actinopteri; Moronidae.
AACUAUUUAAUUUACAAAUAAUGGCCAUGAUUGUUCAAAAAUGUAUAAAUGUGCACCGGUUUUAUGUUUCUGACUAAUUUUGAAUUGUUAUUUUGAGACGACAAACUACAUAAAACUGUUUCUCAAUCCUUUCACUUUCGAAUUCUUUGUCACGAACAAGGAAAUUAUCAUUGACGCUUUGUCAAUCAGCUUCGUCGUUUUGGAAAACAUAAAACCCCAAACUACAGACUAUAAUCAGAAUUAGUUUAUCCACUUUAACACACGAUGGCUCUUUUCGACGUAAGUGGUUUUAAGUCUUAUUCUGAACUCCGGGAGCAGAUUCUUCCAGCAGGACAGACACAUCUUGUUGACCGAACCAACCACUACAAUUUCGGGACCAAAAUUCAAGAAUUUGCUCUUCCUCUGGGUGUAGACCCUUCAGGGUUUCUCAAGUCCUGCAACCAUGACGGAGGUGUGUGUAUAGAGCUGAACCAUGGUACGACCACCCUGGCCUUCAAGUUCAGACAUGGAGUCAUUGUGGCCGUAGACUCCAGAGCCUCAGCUGGACGAUACUUAGCAUCCAACGAUGUCAACAAGGUCAUAGAGAUCAACCCCUACCUACUGGGCACCAUGUCAGGCAGCGCUGCAGACUGCCAGUACUGGGAGAGACUCCUGGCCAAAGAGUGCAGGCUGUACAGGCUGAGGAACAACCACAGGAUCUCUGUAGCUGCUGCGUCCAAGCUGCUCUCCAACAUGAUGCAGGGUUACAGAGGGAUGGGCCUCUCUAUGGGAAGCAUGAUCUGUGGAUGGGACAAAGAGGGCCCAGGUCUGUACUAUGUAGAUGAUAAUGGGACGCGUCUGUCUGGCCGUAUGUUCUCCACCGGCUGUGGUAACAGUUACGCCUACGGUGUGGUGGACAGCGGUUACCGGGAAGACAUGACAGUAGAGGAGGCGUAUGAACUGGGCCGUCGGGGCAUCGCUCACGCUACACACAGGGAUGCUUAUUCUGGAGGAGUGGUCAACAUGUACCACAUGCAGGAGGAUGGCUGGAUAAAGGUGUGUAAGGAAGACGUAUCAGAGCUGAUCCACCGCUACAGGAAGGGAAUGUUCUGAGUUUUCAAACACAGAUAAAGUUCAGCUCUCUGAGUACAGUCCAGUGAUGUGUUUCUUUCCAAAAUUAUGUGUUUUUUUUAUGUUUCAAUGUAUUUUAUAUCUAUAUAUAUUGUAUAUUGAAAUAGUUGACACCUGAUUUUGGAAAUGAAAGUGUGUAAGGAAGUGUGUGGUCCAUUUCUGAUUUUAGAUCAAUGAGUCAGAUCAUUAAAUGCUACGUAGAACCAUUUCUUUCUUACAUAUGAACCUAAACUUUGCCGGAUCCAAUUGUCAAUUAAAUAGUUAACAUCUUUGUUUGGUUAUGGUUCUUUAUAUUAUGUAUUGUUGGUACUGUACAUGAUGAUACUCUUGAUAUGGUUUAUGCUAACCAGCACAUCCUGUUAAAAUAAUAUCAAAACUGCUCUAAAUAAAGGCUGUCGUUCAACUUA